GUGGUGGGAGCGGCGCGAGGCAGCGGCUAUUGUUGCUGUCAGCGUAUAUAAGGCCGCGCUGGACGCUGGCCGGCACAGUUCCUUCCAGCAGCAAGGCAACCACCAACUCCAGCAGCCGCCAUGAAAUUCUUCGUGUCCGCCAUCGUCCUGGCCCUGGCCGUGUGCGCCUUCGCCGAAGAGCAGGCCGCCGACGAGAAGAAGCAGGAGAAGCGAGGCCUGCUGGGUCUGGGCUACGGAGGCUACGGAUACGGAGGCUACGGACACGGUCUGGGAUACGGAUACGGACUGGGAUAUGGCCACGGCCUCGCCUACGCCGCCGCCCCCGCCGUCGUCGCCGCCCCCGCAGUCGCCAAGGUCGCCGCCCCCAUCAGCUACGGAUACAGCCACGGCCUGGGAUAUGCCGCCCCCGCUGUGGUCGCAGCUCCAGCUGUCGCCAAGGUGGCCUACGCUGCCCCCGCAGUGAGCUACGCUAAGGUGGCCGCCCCCGCCAUCUCGUACGCUGCCCCCGCUCUGGGCUACGGAUAUGGAUACGGCCACGGACUGGGAUAUGGAGGCUACGGAUACGCCGCCCCCGCCAUCGCCAAGGUCGGCUACGCAGGUCUGGGAUACGGCUACCACGGAUGGCAUUAAGUUUCACGUCGUCCGACACCAAACCAACACGGCCGGACACCCUUCUUCACUCGCACUCACCCUAGCACCAGCAUGAAAGACGCCAGGAGCUAUACCUAUGGUGGACAGUUGCCCCUCUGCACACAGAAGAUCUGAAGAUAACCCAGUUCUCCUCUCGCCUACCACGGCUCUGUUUUCUCUGGCAUUAAACAGAACUGGAUCAGGCUGUCCAAACACAGAACUUCGCUCCUUGGCAAGCUAAACUCGACUCAACGCUCCUUUGUAUCCCCCUCUUCAACUCAUCACGUUUUCCUGAUUAUUAUGUCACUUCACUACCACUUCAUACCACUGCCUGGAUUCGACUCUUUGGCAGUUCUACGUGCAAUAUGUUUGUCUGUAAUUUAUUGUAAUAUUGACUGAUGUGAAGGAAGAAAAUCUGAUGAAUUUUGACUCUGUACGAUAUAAAGGUCAUGAGUUUUGAAUAAAAUAUUUGUAAAUCAUCA
Molecule: messenger RNA, 1112 nt
Organism: Schistocerca cancellata (South American locust)
Lineage: Eukaryota; Metazoa; Arthropoda; Insecta; Orthoptera; Acrididae
Product: glycine-rich protein-like
Exons: 3
Coding region: 121-630 (169 amino acids)
Source: RefSeq, a predicted model, not a curated record